CAACAGCUGGUUGUUUUCAUCACUGUGCAGUCAUAUUAACUACAUAUGCUGAAAUCUACUCAUUUCCAUAUAAGACUCGCGCCCACAUUAUCGUCGAUGUAGAGUCCCGUAUACAGCUAUGGAGCUCACCGCUUCAUCGCCGCUUAGCAACGGGUUGCAACCUCUGUCAUGUCUGUGGUGUGCUCGACACAAACUGCGCUGUGACCGGUUGAAUCCUUGUUCACGGUGUAGCAAGCUAGAUGUAGCCUGUGAGUUUCCCACUCCAAAAACGGAGAGGCGCCGAAGAAGAAACACAACCAAGACGUCAACCAGAUCCUCCCCGGGGGCAUCCGCCGCAACCUCAACCUCUACAUUAAACGAUAAUCUGCUUGCUCGGCUCGGACUCUACGAGGAAAGGCUUAGGAGCUUGGGUGUGGAUGUGGAAGGCAUGAAUGGCUCCUCCGCUAUGCAUCAGCCCCAGCCACCGACUCCGAUCUCCGUCUCUAGCGGCCAGUUAGAUGUCCGCCAUGUCCACAGCCAGCAAUAUCCCUACGCUGAGACGACAACCACGACUCCUCUGAACAAGGCAGCAGCAACAAUCCAAAUCGACCCUGCUAACGACAGCGGCGCAAUAAGAUGUGAGCAUGGAGUCAAUAAUGCAAGUGUGUUAGCUUUGAACAUACUACCCAGGACGACAGCGGCUAGUAUCGACAGCCUUUACCCGCCACCGCAGCAUUUCGCUAAGCUGUGGCCAAUAUACCUUCGCAAUGUCCAACCUAUCACCAUGAUUCUCCACCUGGCGUCGACCAGCACAAUGCUGGCCGAAGCGGCUAGGGGCCCUGGUCACGCUUCUGAGAGCGCCACCGUUCUGCUCUUUGCUGUCCUUACUGCUGCUAUCAUGUCCAUGACAGAGGAAGAAUGCGUCCAAACAUUCGCCAUGGAGCAGUCGAUCCUCCGCUCCAGGUAUAGAUCCGGCUGCGAGUUGGCUCUAGCACGCGUCGAGUUCCUCAUCUCUUGCAAUUUUGCCGUGCUCCAAGCUUACACGAUGUAUCUCGUAUGUAUAUCUGCUUAGACCUGGGUUGAACACACCUGCUUGUUGCUUCCAUCGUUCCUUUUUUUUUUUUUUUUUCCCUUCUUUUGGCUAAAUCAAAAGCUCAUCUUCUUAUAGUCCGCGGUGAGCGCAGACCUAGACCCGCGAGAGCUAUGGAACCUCACGGCUGCUAGUAGAAAGAGCUGGUUGAAAUCGA
This is a messenger RNA of Aspergillus pseudonomiae, 1226 nucleotides long. RefSeq lists its product as uncharacterized. Bases 119 to 1051 code for a protein of 310 amino acids. Gene Ontology annotation, biological process: regulation of DNA-templated transcription. NCBI's taxonomy places the organism in Eukaryota, Fungi, Ascomycota, Eurotiomycetes, Eurotiales, Aspergillaceae. Gene Ontology annotation, molecular function: zinc ion binding; DNA-binding transcription factor activity, RNA polymerase II-specific. The record is from RefSeq and is a predicted model, not a curated record. The transcript has a single exon.